Pomacea canaliculata is the source of this 2149-nucleotide messenger RNA. Its product is annotated as 2,3-dihydroxybenzoate-AMP ligase-like. Bases 193 to 1863 code for a protein of 556 amino acids. The record is from RefSeq and is a predicted model, not a curated record. The transcript is spliced from 3 exons. Lineage: Eukaryota; Metazoa; Mollusca; Gastropoda; Architaenioglossa; Ampullariidae.
ACGUCGACAGACGCCUCUGCUGAACACAGCCCGUCACGUGACUAGUGACGUUACGUGUCAGGAGGUCACGGAGCUGUGUCUGCUGCUCGGGCUCUGUAAUGAGGAAUUACGACAUGUUUUGAAUAUCGACAGACCAGUCCUUACAGGAGAUCUUUCCUCGUGGAUCAGCCUCGCCAUUUCUAGGACAAGGUAAUGGAUCUGCCAGGUGAGACCGUCCCUGAACUCCUAGCCCACUGGGCUGGAGUGGAUGGUGACACAGAAGCCUUCGUGACUGUGAGUGCUGACGGCGGCGAACGACGAGCCCUGACGCGCCGAGAAGUGUACGACCUGUCCCGCAGUUUUGCGUCACGUUUGUACGAGCGCGGCGUGCGCAAGGGUCACGUGAUUUGCGUGUCCUUGCCCAACAGUCUGGAGCGGCUGGUCGCGGACUUUGGAACGAUCUUGGUGGGAGCCACUACCCAGAAUGGACAAAUCCUUCGAGCAGACGGGGAAGAUUUUGUUCGAGCUCUCAAUAGCACUAAAGCCUACGCUGUGGUGCUUAAUCCAGAGGCUGAGCAUGGGGCUUGGCAAAUUCUAAGGCGGUUCAUCAGCAGCCCUGCAGGUGAGGUGCAGUGCCCAGAGCUGCUCUACCUUCGUCACAUUAUUGUGUGCACGCGCAGUCAGAACAACGACCUCGAUUUCCUAGCCCAGCUAAGGGCGGUCCCACCAGCGCCAGUUACGACGCUGCCGAGGGUAGAGGCGUCAGACAUCGCAGUCAUCUUUGCGACAUCAGGGUCUACGGGCUUCUCCAAGCUGGCGCCGCAGCGUCACAGCAACCUGUUGCACAUCAUGCGACAAGUGCAGCGAAUCUCGCAGCUGUGCAGCGGGGAGCGGUUCAUCAACUGCUCCUUGCUGGGCUGGGCGGCGGGAUUUCCCCUGUGGUAUCUGGGCUGCGGUUCGACUCGGGUCUUUGUGGACUGCUUCGCGGGCUUCCCGCAGGACAUGGCCGCGGCCAUAUGGCACUGCGUGCAGCAGGAGAAGUGCGUCUACGCCUUCCUGACUCCGAUGUACGUUGCCGCCAUACUGGACCGGAAGAACCUGUGGCAGCGGGCUGGCGCCUGGCGACUUCGCGGUAUCAAUGUGGCUGGGCAGCCUAUGAAGCGGGCGGUAGUGGCAGCGGCCGUUGGGGCCUUCUGCGACGCCGUCGACAUCAACUAUGGCACAACGGAGUGCGGCGUCAUCGCCACCGGACGCGUCACGGCUGAGUCGUCGUCGUCCUACGUGGACGGCCUGACCGGCCCUCCAGCCUUUGGCGUUGACCUACGCAUCGUCGACGAGGACCUGAAAGACGUGCCAAUGGGUCAGACGGGCGAGGUUCUGGCGCGCAGCCCGGCCCUGUAUGGAAGCUACAUCGACAAUCCAGAGGCCUCGGCACGCUCCUUCACGCCGGAUGGCUGGUUCCGCACGGACGACGUCGGGUACCAGCUCCCCGACGACGGUAGAGUCGUUCACCUAGGUCGCCGAUCGGAUGCCAUCAGCCGCGGCGUCUACCUAUGCUACCCGGGGUGGCUGGAGACGCUGCUGUGCCGCGCACCAGGCGUGGCCGAUGUCUGCGUCGUGCCGGUUCCGGACCAGGUGCUGCAUCACGAGAUCUGCGCAUGCAUUGUGCCGGCUGAGGAUCCCCCGCCUUCCGACUUUAUCGCUACACUGAGGGACUACGCCGACUCACAGCUGCUGACGACACAGGGUGAUGCGCAGCACAUGGCCCCCAAGUAUUAUAUCAUCGUGGACAAGCUGGCCCUAACGCCUACCGGUAAAAUCAGCCGGAAAAUCAUGGCUGAGCUGGCAGCGACACGCCUGGGCAUGGUGCCAAACAGCUCGUAAAAGUCUUCAUGAGUUUAUAAACAUGAUGAGAUUAAUUAGAGGCUGCUGUGUAGCGGUAAUCGUACAUCGGUUGGUCAGGAAGGUCGUGCUUCGUGCUAUCAUAGCUGAUGCAACAAGGUUGUGAAUGUACCAGAUACUUAUACAAACAAAUCAACAUUAAUGUUAAUUUUGUGGGAAGAAGCUUCCACUCAAUCUGGUCACCCUCACCCGUAUUUUAUAUUGAAGUACUGGGUCGCGAGACUUUACACGUUAUUUAUACCAGUAAACAGAAACCACUGGAUCAUGC